Messenger RNA from Lactuca saligna, 1593 nucleotides. The record is from the annotation of a GenBank genome assembly. Lineage: Eukaryota; Viridiplantae; Streptophyta; Magnoliopsida; Asterales; Asteraceae.
AUGGAAAUUAGGGUUUUAGUUAAUCAUGUGGAAGCCUGCGUUUCUUCUUCCUCAAAAUGCUAUGGUAGGGUGGAUUUCGGUUUCUCAGUGUAUGGAAAAAUGUUUAAGCUUGGUUAUAAGCCCGAUUGUGCUAUAAUUAAUACUCUAGUAAGGGGGCUUUGUGAUUAUGGUAACAUUUGUGAGGCAGAAAAGCUUGCUCAUGGCAUUAUGAAUGAUGGAUUACAACCAACUGUUGUAACCAUUGGUACCAUAGUAAAUGGGUUUUGCAAAAGAGGCGACUCACAAGCUGCUCUUCUUUUUUUCCAAGAUGCAGACAAAACUAUGGGCUGUCAACCAAGCACAACUGAGUAUAAUAUACUCAUCAAUGGUCUUUGCAAAGAUGGCCAUGUUACUCAAGCUUGUGAGAUUUAUAUAGAAAUGAUCAACAAAGGUAUUUUGCCAGAUGUUGUAACAUUCAAUACUUUGAUUCAAGGUGUUCGUAAUUCAGGUCAAUGGGAAGAUGCAGAUGGAUUAUUGAUUGAAAUGGAAACUCAAGGCAUUUCAUACGAUGUAGUCACAUGUAGCAUUCUAGUUGAUUAUCUAUGUAAAAAAGGCGAGAUUGAAGGAGCACAUAUAAUGAUUAAAUCAAUGUUGGAAAGAGGAAUGAAGCCUGAUACUUAUACAUACACUUCACUAAUGCAUGGCUACUGUUUGCCUGGUAAAAGAAAUGAUGUUAGAAUGAUAUUCAAGAUUAUGAUUACACAAGGGUGUGUGCCUAGUGCUUUCACCUUCACUACACUAAUUCAUGGAUAUUGUUUGCUUGGAAAAAUGGAUGUUGCUAGAAAGAUCUUUGAGUUUAUGAUUGGAGAAGGGUAUGCGCCAUGUGUAUAUAGCUAUAGUGUCUUGAUUGAAGGGUACUGCAAUAGUAAAAAGAUGGCAUGCAUAGAAAAAGCCAAAGACCUUAUUAGUGAAAUGCAUGGAAAGGGAAUUGUUCCUAAUAUAGUGACCUACACCUCUCUUAUAAAUGGUCUUUGUCACGUGGGAAGACUCAAAGAGGCAUUAGUGCCUCUUAAAUAUAUUCUGAAUCAGGGUAUUUAUCCAAAUAUAUUUACUUACUCUACUUUGAUAGAUUCUUAUUUAAAAAAUGAGAAAAUGGAUGAGGCCCUUAAGUUAUUUAAAACUAUGGAAGGUAUUGGCAUUAAACCUGACAUUGUUGUUUGCACUAGCCUCAUUGAUGGUAUGUGUAGGGCUGGGAAAGUCGAUGGUGGCUAUCAGGUUUUUCUUAGACUUGCUGCAAGUGGUUUGCAACCAAAUUGUCAUACUUAUAAUGUCUUGAUGGGUGGAUUUUUUAAGACUGGUUAUCUUAAGGGCGUGAAUGAUCUGCUUAAAAAAAUGGAGGUUGAAGGUUGCAUGAUGGAUGGUGUUACUUAUAAUUUAGUCGUUCAGGGAUUUCUUCAAUAUCGCGAGACAAAAAGGGCACUUUUAUGUCUUGAAAGCAUGCUUGAUGCUGGUUUCUCUGCAAAUUCAGGCACAUUAAAUGACCUAGUGAAGUUAUUGCACACAGAAGAGUUGGAUAAGGCAUCAAAACAAGUAAUUAAGAAGUCUUUCAGCUAA